AACCAGAGACCACAUAACCCACAAUUUUUGUGCUCCAACCCACCUCCCAUACAUUUAGUGGAACCUUACAUAAUAAGUCAUUUCAUAAUCAUCUUAUCAAAAAGUCAAUAGUUUUGUAUAGUAUAUAUAGAACCACCAAAUCAUUUCGGUGUCAGCUCACAUUACCACUGUUACAAGAUGUCAAUCCCUGGAGUGCUCGAGACUCUACAAAGUUUCACAUUGGAUGAAGGUCGUUUAACAUUUGAUGUUUCAAAAACCAAAUAUGGAAUCUGUGGUAUUCUAUGCGAGAAAAGAUGGAACAAAGAGAAAACAGAAAGCUUCUGGGCACUACUUUAUUGUUCACCAGCGCAAUGGCGUACAAUUCAGGAUCUUGCAGGAAACGUUGAUGAAUGCUUAUUAAAUAAAGACUAUUCUAGGGAGUUUGUGAUCACCAACGGAAAGUUGCUAGGCCUGUCCUCUUCAAAUGAUUCCCAGUUUGUGCGUUUCAUAGUUACUACAGACGACGGAGAACUUGAUGCAAGAAAGUCGAUUACAAUCACGGCAGAAGCCUGGGGUGUAUUGAAAUCUCAUGCCACGGCGAUUACCGAUUUACUCCCGCAAAAGAGAAAAUAUUUCUCUGAUGAAGUUGCACGAAAGCAAAACCAAGCGGCACGAUUAUCUCCUCGAUACAGAUACAUCUGUACCAGAAUGGAUGGACAGUUACUCGGGGUUUGGCAUUUCCUAAGAUCCCAUGCAAUACGCGAUAUGCAGACGAAUAAUGUGAAAGGUCCUACUACCCAGAUACAAAAGCAGUGUGUACAAAUGCCUUCCAAUGAAACUAUAUUACGACGCUGUUUCGUACGUCUACUCUGCGAUCGCAUAAAUCAACUAGCGAACGACAAACCAGAAUGUGAGGGCUGUAUAAUUGAUCAUCCGAGUCAAGUUCAGCACAUGGGACCAGGCGGAUGCCUAGAGGAGGUUGAUUUUGAUCACGGAACUGCUUUGGAAAUGUUAUCAAACAAUGAUGUGUUCGAAGUCUACAAAAAGCUACAAAACCACUUGGGGCUUCACGAGGACAUCAACAAAUCUUGGGUGCAAAUAAACAUUAAUGGAUUUCGAAAACUAGAUUUAUCUGAGGAGGUUGAAGCAUGCCUUCAUUACACACCCGUUGGAGGGAAUGAUGAUACUCGUGAAUCAGUUAACAAUAGUUUAAAUGCUGCUAUAGACUAUUUCCAGAAAAAAAACGUGAAUUUAUAGACUUUCGAUGAAAAUAUUGUCUGAACUCUAAAUACUGCUGUUCAUAACUUUCAGCAAAUUAAUGAAUAUAAUACACACAGUGUAGAUAUUUUUAAAACCUAAGUAAAUAAAGCUUGUA
Molecule: messenger RNA, 1354 nt
Organism: Owenia fusiformis
Lineage: Eukaryota; Metazoa; Annelida; Polychaeta; Sabellida; Oweniidae
Source: the annotation of a GenBank genome assembly